AUCAUAGCUCAAAGUGGACAAAAAACAAUAUUUUGUAACGUAUCAGAGAAUUUCCUCUUCAGUACUUUUACUUAGAGAAAGAGAUCUUCUCUUUCAAGUUUCAAGUUUCAAGUUCUAGAGCUGUCUCCACCGAUUUCAUCCCCUUUAGCCAUGGAGUUAUCCCCAAAAGUGAAGAACAUUUUGCUUCUUGAUUCUGAAGGAAAGCGCAUAGCGGCUAAGUACUACUCUGACGACUGGCCAACAAAUACGGCUAAAGAAGCAUACGAAAAAGCUGUCUUCUCAAAGACUAAGAAAACAAAUGCUCGCACCGAAGUGGAAGUAACGGCACUAGAGAACAACAUCAUUGUAUACAAAUUUGUGCAAGAUCUUCAUUUCUUUGUUACGGGAGGUGAAGAAGAAAACGAGCUCAUCUUAGCCAGUGUGCUUCAAGGUCUCUUCGAUGCAGUGAAUCUCCUCCUCAGAGGGAAUGUUGACAAGAGAGAGGCAUUGGACAAUCUUGAUCUCAUCUUUCUAUGCUUUGACGAAAUAAUAGAUGGCGGUAUUGUCCUGGAGACGGAUGCAAAUGUGAUAGCAGAAAAGGCAGGAAUCAAUAGCAUUGACCCUAACGCUCUUCUAUCCGAGCAGACGAUAAGUCAGGCACUGGCGACUGCAAGAGAGCAUUUGACAAGGUCACUUCUGAAAUGAUGUGCGUGUGUUACUUUCUGGUUGAUGUUGGUUCGUUGUUAUAUAAGUAUGAACUGAAAAACAUGAAUGUGUGCAAGUUUGAUUGUCUCUGUUGGUUCACUCGUAGUUACAACGAAUUAGAUUUAAAAAAUAAAUCAAUGUUUAUAUUUGUUUGUUUUAUACAAAAGUAAAUUACAAA
Molecule: messenger RNA, 862 nt
Organism: Raphanus sativus (radish)
Lineage: Eukaryota; Viridiplantae; Streptophyta; Magnoliopsida; Brassicales; Brassicaceae
Product: coatomer subunit zeta-1
Exons: 6
Coding region: 151-684 (177 amino acids)
Biological process (GO): intra-Golgi vesicle-mediated transport; retrograde vesicle-mediated transport, Golgi to endoplasmic reticulum; intracellular protein transport
Cellular component (GO): COPI vesicle coat
Source: RefSeq, a predicted model, not a curated record